GGCAUUACCAUAAUUUAUCCGGUCCGCGGCGCGCGCUGAUUGGCUGCCGCCGCCGGCGCGCGCGUCCCAUUGGCCUCGCUUGUUUACAAGUGUGAUAUUGUGUCGUUUUCUCAACUUGUAAUUGUCAAAAUCGUUUUGCCGCGUGUACGAAGCCGGUGCUAAGCGUGUAUUUACACAAUAAUGGUGGAAAAAUGAGCGGGCGCGGUCAGGACGGAGCUGAUUCGGGUGCGCCGCGGCGCGUCUCGCCGCCGCCGCCGGCCGCCGGCUCGGCCACAAUCGCCGCCGCCGCGCUGCUCCCGCACACGGCUGCACUCGCCGCCAUGGCCGCCCCGCCGCUUUCCACCUCAUUUGCGACGUCCAGCGCCGAAAAGUCGCCGUUCGCGCUGUCCACGUACCCGUUCGGCCUGGCGGCGGGCCCGUCGGGCAUGGCGGCGGCGGCCGCCGCGCUGGCGGCUCAGAUGUAUCAGCAGCAGCUGGCCGCCGCCGAGCUGAGCUCCUCAGCGCUGGGCCAGGCCGCGCGACAGGCGCUCGACGCGUCCCACUACCCCUGGAUCACCGCACUCACAGGGCCCAGCGGGUGUCCGCGUCGCCGCGGACGGCAGACGUACAGCCGCUUCCAGACGCUGGAGCUGGAGAAGGAGUUCCACUACAACCACUACCUGACCCGGCGGCGGCGGAUAGAGAUCGCCCACCUGCUCAACCUCACCGAACGACAAAUCAAAAUCUGGUUCCAGAACCGGCGGAUGAAGUUGAAGAAGGAGCUGCGGGCAGUGCGGGAGAUCAACGACAAGGCCAAGACGACGGAGGAUGGCAAGGAGGACAAGUCAGAGCCGGCCACUGCUGAAGAGCAGACGGCGGAGGUCGGCAGCAGCGACGACACUCCGGGAGCCACCGGCUCGGGCUCGGCCGCCCCCGGCAGCCCGCCGCCGGCCGACACCUAACUGACCCGACCUGAGCCGCCGCUCCCAGUGCCAUGCGCGCGACUGAAGGGUCCUCUCCAUAAUACUGUACUCCGCUGUGCCACUCUGUACCGAUCCCCGCUGUACUGUAGAGUAUCGUGCAGCGCCUGUUGUGUGCAGCUCUGUACCACACUCUGCCGUACCAAACCGCAGGUGCGGUACAAACUGACCUGUACCCUGUCCGCCUUGUCAGGUGGGAAUUUCUCCCGUAAAACUGGUAAAAUGUGCCAUCGAGAGGACCGAGUCCUCUGAGCGCACAAAGACGUGCCGAAUGGGGAACGUCGCGAAAUGGCAAUCACUUACUGACUGGUGCUGGAUUGUGCAUUCAACAACCGAACGCUCAGAGCUGGUUCGUUAAAUGGUGGGGGCCAUCUAAUGACGCCCCCUAUAUCAUGUAGCCAGAUGUCCCUUGUAUUAGAUAGUGCUUUGUGUAAAUGCGCGGCUGCCUGAGCUGUUGGAUGUUCCCUCCACCUAUGAUCAAACCACUCAUCUGCGGCAUGCAAGCGCUCGGUGCUGGCGCAUCGUUCAGCCGUAGAAUCUCAUGUCGACGUCCAGGGCGUCGUCGCUCGGACGUGCUCUCAUCUAGGUUGUCACAGACUCAUUUGUCUCAUGUCGUGUGCCUCCAUUUGUUUCGCCACAUCCCACACACACAGCCGAUCGCGCCGCCACAGACCUCAGCUCAGCCCGGCUAUCCGACCCCGACCCCGGCCCGACCCCGGCCCCGACCGCAUCCCGGCUUCUGCCUGCGAGUGCGACACUCGCCCGAGCUGCGGCGCGUGACACUGCUGCCGAGUCGUCGCUAAUUACGGGCUGCGCCGCCUAAAUCAUUUAGCGCGCCUGCAUUAGGGCCUAAUGUCUCGGCGGUGGCAGCGCGGCGCUCGUAGCCCGCGGGCCCGCCGACUUCGCCAGCCGGCACAUCAGCCGCCAUUAGUAUGGAAAACAGGCGGCGAAAUUCGCCAGCCCUCAGGCAGACCCCAGCAAUAUGCCGGCAGGCAAUGAAUUUAUGAUUGUAAUUUCAUGGUUCCACUGUGUUACUGGGUGCAACACGUUUCCGUAAUGGCGUCCGAGCGAGUGGAAAUCCGGAAAACCGCGUCAUCGGACCUCUGUCCGGCUCCCGCGGCUCCGCGCUGUUUGAGGCUCCCUCUCCCCGCGACUGGGUCCAGCCGGCGGCUCCCGGCGGCUCCUGUUACUCCCAACCGCGGCUCCCGUGGCCGGUUUCGAACGACCGAGCGCGCCUGGUGGAGGGGAGCGAGGCAGAAAGAGCCGCCAGGGACGCGUCUCGUCGAGUCUCUGCUCGCCUCGCCCUCCCCUGUGCAGGCUGUGUCUCUCCGGACUGCCCGACUGGCAGCUCCACCGACCCCUGGCCAGCGGCUCCCCCGGCUCGUCUCCGUGUUUUCAUCGGAUUUUGUGUCGCCAGUAACGAGAUGCAGGCUCGUCGCCGGCACAGACGCCAUGUUUGCCGACUCUUUCAUCGGCCGACCGGGACUGGCAGCCCGCCUGGGAGCGCGCACAGGUGACAACACCCGCCAACGGGCGGUGUUGUCUGUCGCGCGAGACAACUAUGCACUCCAGCGCGCCGGGCCGGAGCCGCUCUGUCUCUCCCGUCGCAAUGUCUCGCCACUCUCCCACCAUCCAUCUGAGCGGCGACAGAGCCAGCCAUGCGAGAUAUUGGAGCACGUCCCGCCCCCUUUAAUCAUGGAAAAAGCGGCGCCGUAUCCCCCUACGCGUUUCGUCGCAGCUGCCGGCCGGAGGUAUUCAUUUCUCCCGGCCGCCGCCGCCGCCGCCGCCGCCGCCGCCGCCGCCGCCGCCGGUCCGUCGCCCCCGACUGCCGCCGACUCCGACAUCGGAGGCGGCCAGUAAAUCACACGUGCAGCUCGCCCACCGCAGCCGUGACGGGAUCCGGUGUCCGGCCGUCCGGGACCGGUCGGGGUCGAAGUCCGAUGAUUUUUAGUUUGCCGGGUGGUCGCCGGAGUCACGCGGCCCUAGGCCAAGGGUUCAGUACGCGGUAUAACCUGUGUUUUGGUUCCAGCGACUCCGUACAACAGGGCUGGGCUUGAGAUGUGGUAUGUGGCUGGCGUGGAUGUGAGGACUACAUACUUUCCAGAACACAGCCAACUAGUUGAGUGUGCAUGUAGGUUUUGUAGAAGCCUGGUCAUUUUGGGACCCCGGUAGCAGUAUGAAUGGUGAAUGUGCGUCAAUGUUUUAAGUUUCGAAGUCUCAUUUCGACCCUUUGAGAGGCGACUGAAUGGAAACCAAAAUACGUAAUGUCACCGGUCACCGGCGUUCGCUGGUUCAAACGAGUCGCUAAAAUACGUAAUAGACGCGCCUUCAGUGUCGGCGGCGCUGGCCGGUGUGAUUUAGCACGCGGCGCGGCGCCCCGCUAGGUGUAACGGCGAGCUGUAGAACAAUACGUAAAUGCCCCGAGUAUCGGUGUUCGAUGUUGCGACGGUCGGCCUUUUGGCCUCGUCUGUGUCCCGAGCGUCUGUUGUGUGCGAUGAGACGGAGCGCGAAGUACCCGUUAGUUUUGUUGGCGUUUGCUUGUACCUACCACCAGGAGCUUAAUCUAAUCCUAUGUGUGUUUCUGUUAGAAUUAGUUGUUAAUAAAUGAUAAAAUGGAA
Messenger RNA from Amphibalanus amphitrite, 3577 nucleotides. Its product is annotated as homeobox protein Hox-C6-like. NCBI's taxonomy places the organism in Eukaryota, Metazoa, Arthropoda, Thecostraca, Balanomorpha, Balanidae. The transcript has 3 exons. The record is from RefSeq and is a predicted model, not a curated record. Gene Ontology annotation, molecular function: RNA polymerase II cis-regulatory region sequence-specific DNA binding; DNA-binding transcription factor activity, RNA polymerase II-specific. Gene Ontology annotation, cellular component: nucleus. Gene Ontology annotation, biological process: anterior/posterior pattern specification; negative regulation of transcription by RNA polymerase II. The coding region runs from base 192 to 941 and encodes 249 amino acids.